Molecule: messenger RNA, 3478 nt
Organism: Amoebophrya sp. A120
Lineage: Eukaryota; Dinophyceae; Syndiniales; Amoebophryaceae
Source: the annotation of a GenBank genome assembly
UUGCUGCAUUCAUCGUCUACUCGUAUUCUAUUCGUCCCGAUCGUAGUGACACGCUAGAAAGGACGCAGAGGAAGAAGUGUAUUUCAUUGGAUAUUAGUCACCAGCACAUUUUUUUUCAUGUACCGUUUUUAUUCGGGCUAGGGACACAAGGGAGGAGCAGGGCUUGAUUUAUUUUUAUCAUCUCCUCGUCCUCGCUUCAUAGUUGCAUUGAAAGAGCGCUGAGCCAACCACCGAUCUAAAGAUGGGUGCUGGUUCUUCAGUAGCGUUGCAGGGACAUCGGCUGCCCGCCACAGGCGGUCGUGCGCCAACUAGUGCCAGCGCAUUUGAUUGGGACGUCCUUCCGGCGAGCCGACAGCGCGAUAUGUACGAUGGUAUGUUGGAGCCGAAACUUGCCAUCACGCACGAUCAAGAGGCAACCGCCGUUCUUCGCGAAAAGGCGCGGGCAACCGCAGGCUACUUUCAAGAGUCAUCCUUUCCCAUCCUUUUCGUCGGCAACGACUUUCAGUCCGAAAUUGCGGCCUUCCGCGCGAAAAGAGAAGCGGUUGCGGGGUCGCUCCUGCGGAGUCGGACCCAUUCACACUCCUCGGAGGGGGUUAUUUCCGGUUCAGGCGCCUCGUCGAACAAUUGUGCCACAGGAAGUUCCUCGGCAUUCUCAUCCUCGGCUACUGGUCGUGCCACCAGCACGCAGAGUGGCUCCCGGUCGACACCAGACGACCAGUCGGCUUACAGAAGUACCGCUGCUAUGUUGGACCAUGAUAGACCACAGGUAGUACUACCGCAGCUCGAUGUUGGGCUCAGUGCUGAGAAGAGCGACGACCUGCGACAGCAGAAUCCGGCGCCGACAAUGCGCGACCUCGAGAAAAUUCUGCUGGAAAAAGUCGCCCGAAUGAUCUACAAGCUGGGUAAGGCGGGCUACUGCCGCCUCGUCGUCACAACCGAAACGACGGGGACCCUGCGGAGCACCAUCGAGGCGUUAUCGGGGUGUAAGAACCACGUGCUGGAGUUACACGGAAACGAAAACAACUUCUUCGAGUUUUGCCCCAACGACGAGUGCGAAAAGUACAUGCAAUGUCGCCAAGUCCGCAUGACGCGGCGCUACCAGGCCGCCCAAGUAGACCCCCCCGCCACACUCGGCGGACAACCUCUUCCAGCAAUGGGCGGCACCAAUGUAGUAAAUCCCUACAGCGUCGACGGAGUUCCCGCACCGCCCGCCACGACAGCAACGGGGCCCACGACGACCGGUCGACAAAACACGGACAGUGGCGGGGAACUUUCAGAAGUUCCGGCUGCACGACCAGACGAUCGCGGUCUGCUCUUUUCUCCUCCUCAAGCACCUGAAACACGCGCUUCUGGCCACGUCCAGUCUCCUGUUGCUGCACCCAACAAUUCCACUGGGGGGAGUCAUGGGCUGCGCGAUAUGGUUUCACGGGUUUGGCGGCGUUCGCCACUGGCGCAGAUCAUUGCGGGUGGACGCUUCGCGGCGCCCGAGUGUGUCGAGACCCAACGGCUUCGCUUGGCAAGUAUGACGAGCACAUCAAACUCGAAAUCGGUAACGCUUUUGGAGAAAUUGAGGCUGAUACCAGGAGGGAACAGAGUUGACCUCACGAUCCCGGAAAACCACGAGCUGCAUUGGCAGACGAGUGGCGACAACCUGUUUUUACCGCUUUCUGUUCCCUCUGCCUCUUCGAAGCAUCUUCACAGCUAUAGUUCGAAGGACGCCGAUGCAGGCGCCCGAACCUGCCAGCCUUGCGACUACUGCACCGUCUCCGAGCACCUGAACGCGCGCCUAAACCAGCGCAUUCAGGCCCAAAUUGCCGAAAACCGGUUUGCCUUGCGCGACCAGCAAUUCGGCCCCCACCCACGAGCGGUCGAGCAAUACUGCCUGUUCUGCUCAAAAGAGCUGCAGUUUUUCGCCGGGGCCAUCGAUAAGACGUUCGUAGAAGUGCACGGCUUGCCGGUGUGGCCGCAGGAGCCAGUUCUGUGGGACGUGUGCGAAUUUGCGGACCUGUGUGUCACGUUAAGCACAGAUUUGACCGACUACCCCACCGCGGAGUACGUCGCUUGGAUUGCACAGCGCCUGGUGUGGGACCACGUGAAUGGGAUCGAUGACGAUUUGGAGAACUACCCACUGCAGGCCCCCGGCAGUCUGCUUUCCGACAGAAACUCGUGCAUGUGUCUCCGGUGUUGCUGCCGGCGGGUCAGAGCCUACCGGCUAUGGGAGAGCAAGCAAGCUAUGGGGUUGGAGCAGGGGCAGACCCCGAGGCCGGACCGCGAUCUCGAUCCGAGCAGCCAAGAGAGCUGUGCUAGCGAUCAGCAGGAAGUAGUAGACAGGGGUAGAGCUGCAGGGGGCCAGCAUCAACAUGUUGCUAUCACAAUGUCGCAAGAACCAGAGCAAGGAAUGCCGAGUGCAUUUGCACACGUUCAGCCUCCUUCCGGAGGGAGUUUCAGAGCGCAAGACCAACAAUUUCCGCUUGACAGUACUAUGGCGGCUAUUCGACAGAGGAUACAGGACGACCUUGACCGUCAAAGACAAAGGCGCGGGCGCAGCGCUGCCGGGGCAAGACGCGGUCAGCCGUUUCCGCACACUGCUCUACCUAAUGGAGCAGCUAAUGCUAAUUUUCUACCGGACAGAAACACGGCCGAUGGUGCGAUCUCGUUUCUGCAGCCGCCGCCGUCAGCACUGCCACAGGAUUUGGUUGCCCGCAAUGAUCGCUUAUUCCGUGAGGGCGCGCACCAAAAUUCCUCUCCGGACGGGAAGUAUGUGGUAGUUUCCGGCCCACCCGGACCCGAUACAACUCCUCCAGCAACGGGAAUAGGGUGGGACGACAUGACCACUCGGCAACCUCCGCCCGAUGACAUCGCGAUAGAAGGAGCAAGGGAUGGCGCAGCUGUAGCGAUUGCAAAUGGUGGUGAGACCGCGGCAGUAGCUCCGCACGCGCACCAGCAGACACAAGAUGCAACUACACCACACGACAUCCCUGAAGGCGUUUGGGGACCAGAUACGGUUUUUGUGGAAGAAGAAGACGUCGACGGAGAGGAGGGGUACGAUAACUACCCAGACCCCCUGGACAGUCUUCCGCCGCCGUCCGCUUCCUACGACGGUAAGCUAGUGCUGGUGACGCGACAGACCACCCCGUUUGAGCACUUGGCGACGGAGAGAGUGUUCUCUGACACGUUGUUGUUCCUGAAAUUCCUUUUAGAGGAGCUAGGACUUGAGCCCAGCACCGAGCAUUUGGAAAGCAUGGACGACUUUCACGAAUUGAAUCAGAUUACGCUCCAGAUGUAACAAGCAAUGACAGGAUAUAUCACCGUGGUCGUCGAUCCAAUGCAAGCUAAGCAGGUCUACCUGAACCUUUGUCGGAAUCGAUACGAUGCCGACACGUGAUGUUUUCUGUAUCUGUCAUGAUGACUGUGUCUGUGACUCUGUUAUGGAAACCGGAGUGGUCCUGGUCACCUUCCUCAAAUCGGUCUGUGAUCG